Molecule: messenger RNA, 1816 nt
Organism: Fopius arisanus
Lineage: Eukaryota; Metazoa; Arthropoda; Insecta; Hymenoptera; Braconidae
Gene: Rpp30
Product: ribonuclease P protein subunit Rpp30
Exons: 5
Coding region: 767-1633 (288 amino acids)
Biological process (GO): tRNA processing
Cellular component (GO): nucleolar ribonuclease P complex
Molecular function (GO): RNA binding
Source: RefSeq, a predicted model, not a curated record
UCCGAUAAAAAUUUUUUUUCAGCGGAUUUUUGAUUUUCGUUUGGAGGAAUAACUCCUAGAGCACCACAUAAUUAUCAUUUUUUUUAGUUGAAAAUUCUUUGGGGGAAAAUAAAACCAAGAAAACUCGCUGGUUUAUUCAAUACUUACCAGCAAGAAGAAAAAUAUAAGAAUUAUAAAAAAAUCCUGUUAUUUUCUAAAUAUUCAUUACGGAUUUGCAUUUUUCUUCUCCAUGAAAGAGACAAGAUUUACAAGACUCAGACAAUGGGAGAUGAAUCAUCAUAAUGUUAAGAAAAAAUAAUCUAGUUUCAAUUGAGUGCAUGUCGUACAUGCAGGAUAUCAUAAGACGAAAAUAGAAAAUUCAUAACCCAUUUUGAUAAAUGUAAUUCUGAAACCGACACUGCGAGUUUCAUUAAUUUGACAAUUAAAUAAAACAAGAAAUUGAAGUUAUAAAUUACUGAAAAAUAAUAAUGUCACGAAAUUAGUGUCGUUAUAAUUGCGAUGACUACUGGGAGAUGGUUGCAAUUGGAUAUACGUAGUGCACUUCAACAAUAAACUGUAAUGGAUGGAUUAAUUGUUAAUAGGAAGAUUUAAUGUAAAUAACUAUGAUGAAAAAUGAAUGUCAUUUGAAUUGACACCCAACCUUACCCUCCUAGCUUUUCCUUUGAAGACGAUGAAAGAUUAGGUUAUACGAGUGUUUUCAAGCUGAAAUGUCACGUGUAAUUGUCAACACAACAGCAGAAUAAAGUGAAAGCAAAAAAUUAUAAAAAUGUCUUACAAUGGCUUUUACGAUUUGUGUAUUAAUUUCAAUGGAGAGAAUAAGGAAAAAUUACCUCGGCUAUUAUCUAGACUACAUGAAAUGGGAUAUCGUACGAUAGCAAUAAACCAGAGCCUCGAUGAGAGUGCCCUUGAGGUCGUAAAGAAGAAGAAAAAAAAGGGAGAGAGUGCUGAUACUAACGAUCCAUUGGCUGCUGUUAUAAAUCCAGUCGAUAUCGAAGCCUUGAGGGAUCAGUUUAAAGAUAAACUUUGCAUUCUUAGUAGAUUGACAUUCACCUUCACAGACACAGCUAAAACGUACACCCUGUGUCAAGCAGCGAGUUUCAAGAAAUUCCAUCUCUUCGCAGUAAUGCCGAAGAAUCAAGCUGCUCUGCAAUUCGCAUGUUCCCAGCUGAAUGUUGAUAUCGUGACAAUCAACUCAUCAAAUAGUAGUUUCAAAUUCACGAGGAAGCUGUACCUUCAAGCUGUUGACAGAGGAGUGCAUUUCGAAGUUCGUUAUGCUGAUGUCAUCGAUCGGACCACCAGGAAAAUGGCUAUUCAAUACUCCCAUUUGUUCCAUGUUUAUGGAAAGAGUAAAAAUGUUAUACUCUCGAGUGGCACUGCUGACUAUACGAUGGUCAGGAAUCCCUAUGACAUCAUCACUCUUGGUGCCCUUUUUGGUCUCAGCGAGGUCAAAGCAAAAGCUGCAGUUUCAGGACAAUGUCAUCAUCUUAUUCUUAAAGCUGAAGGAAGACGGUUUGGAAAAGCUGUAUUUGGGAUAGAGACCACUGGUGCAGCCUCUGCGAGUGAUGAAGAUGAUACAGACGAUGAUGAACCUGAAACAGAAAUUCCUCCAAAUCCGAAAAAAGUGAAAGUGUAAUUCCAUCAAUCGAAUAAAAAAAUUAGUAAUAUUCAACAGCUAUUUAAUUUCCUGUAAAUUUCACCACUUUCGUUCAAGAGUUUUAAGUAUACAACAAAUAUGUGCAUUCAGUUUUCCAUUAUUUCAAUAUUUUUCAAGACAAAAAAGACCCUAGUCUUCAAUUAAAUUAUUUUCUUGAUAAUA